UAAUGUUGGUAUUGUAAAAACGCCGUCUCGUUUCAGUGCGUCUUUCAGCGUUCAACUGUUUUUUGGUUUUUGUUUGCUUGUUUCUUUUUUGAGAAGGAGCGCCUCCUGGAUUCCUGGAACAUUUCUAUUUGAAGUGCUCUCUGGAUGAGCAAAACAUAAAAAAUAAUUUAAAAAAGAAAGAAAGCGUAUUUUCGCAUUCUCUUUGGGUGUCUCGGAGUUUUCUUGAAUUUUUGUCUGCAUAUUCCUUUCGCGUCUUUUGUCAUAUGUUGCCUAUUUUUACCCUCAUCUGUCCGGUAAGAAAACAAAGACGGGAAUUGUAUGAUCUUCAGACCAAUACAAAACAAUUAAUUGCGUCUGACGCCUAUACACCCUUUAAGGGUUAAAGUGAGAUAGGCUACUACGAUUCAUUCAACCUUUCCACGCCCUCAACGUAAACAAAUGGGGGCUUGACCAAUAAGAUCCGCCAUAGAUCAGCCGAUGAUCAGAUGACCGAAAGGAGAAACUAUUUAAAACUGUAAUGACACGCUUCAUUCACAGCUUACACAUUUCUGGAGCCGGUUCUUAACAGGCGCACACGAAAACGCAUCACCGGCUCUUUUGUUACCACUGAAUUUCAAUCGCUCACCAGCGCACCUCGUUGCCGGCAGUACUACCAAAAAACAUUUUAUAUCCUAAGAAAGCUUUCAUUUCGUCCACACUCAUCUGUGGCUGAGAAAUGAAUCAUAAAAGCGUUUUAAUCAGGAUUUUCCUACUAUGUGCUUAUCCGCUUUUUUCAUCAGCAACUGAGGAAAACGCCGUUCUUAAAGGUGAAGACAGUGGGCAGAAUGACUUGUCAACAGACAGCCACUCUGUUGCUGGCAUCAUCAAGUACAACAUGAGAAAGAGCUUAGAUCUGGAGCAGGAGGGCUGCUACCUGAAAACUGGCAAGAAUGACUGUCUAGAGAAAUGUGGCUUCAAUGCUACAGCCAAGACUAUCUUCAUCAUCCAUGGCUGGACGAUGAGCGGGAUGUUUGAACACUGGAUGCACAAGCUCGUCUCUGCAUUAAUGCAACGUGAAAGUGAAGCCAACGUGGUGAUUGUUGAUUGGAUAUCAAGGGCCCAGCAGCUAUACCCUGAUGCAGUCAACCACACUUAUGGUGUUGGCCUUGAUAUUGCAGCGCUGCUCAACUGGCUUCAGGAUGAGCACCAGCUCCCUCUGGAGAAUGUCCACCUGAUUGGUUAUAGUUUAGGUGCUCAUGUGGCAGGCUACGCAGGAAUGCAUGUACGAGGGACCAUUGGCAGAAUCACUGGUCUAGACCCAGCAGGACCGAUGUUUGAGGGCGUGGAGAAGGAGAAGCGCCUCUCACCAGAUGAUGCCGACUUUGUGGAUGUUCUGCACACAUACACUCGGGAGGCUUUGGGUGUGAGCAUUGGAAUCCAGCAGCCAAUUGGGGACAUUGAUAUCUAUCCUAAUGGCGGUGACGUGCAGCCGGGCUGUGGACUUGGGGACGUGCUGGCAGUGGCAGGAAAUUUCAUGGAGGUGAUGAAGUGUGAACACGAGCGCGCUGUGCACUUGUUUGUGGACUCUCUGAUGAACAAGGAGCACCUGAGCUAUGCCUUCCAGUGCACUGGGCCCGACCGCUUCAAGAAGGGAAUCUGCCUGAGCUGUCGCAAAAACCGCUGCAACAAAAUUGGCUACAAUGCCACAAAAAUGCGCAAGAGGCGUAACAGUAAAAUGUAUCUGAAAACCCGGGCUGACACACCUUUCGCAGGCUACCACUACCAGAUGAAGAUGCACGUGUUCAACAAAAAACAGUCUGAUGAUGCUGAUCCCAUCUUCAAUGUCAAGUUGUAUGGCGAGCACAAGGACACAGCUGAUAUGUUUGUUGACGUCCGCGAUAACACCAUUGGUCUGAACAUGACAAACACCUUCCUGGUUUUUGCCGAGGAAGAGAUCGGUGAAGUGCUCAGGAUCCGUCUGAGUUGGGAAGGAGAAUCCGACUCCUGGAGCUCUAUGUGGAAAAACAUCAAGAAGAAUUUCUGGGGCUGGAACGCCAACCCUUCCAAACCCGUGCUUGAAGUUCGUCGGAUGCGUGUGAAAGCUGGAGAAUCACAGAAAAAGUAUGCUUUCUGUGCCGAAGACUCUUCAAAAACAGAAAUCUCUCCAGGGGAAUAUAUCAAUUUUAUUAAAUGCCCUGAUGGCUGGGAUGCGAAACCGAGAAAACGGGUUCCCAUGUAACAAUUCGGCUCUCCCAACAACCAAUGCACCAUCACCAUGGGGGAAUCCAACAUGAAUCAGGAAGAAGCUGUGCCCUCUGUAUUUGAGCACUUAGGCUUAAUCAGCACGUGGUGAAGGGGGAAGUGGGGAAGGUUUCCACUGACUUCUGAAAAUAAGAACGAUGGGUUUCUCUCAGCAUGCGGCGGUUGCAAAAUGGUGCACAGCCUGGAAGUGGUGGCACUCUCAACUGUGUGGGUUGCCUGAGAAGUUACAGAAAGUUCCUCUGUGUGGACUAGUGAAGUAGAGAUUUCUGCCAGUGGACACACCAGCAGUUAUAGUCACUGUACUGUACAAUUUUUAAAAUAUUUAUUUAUGAAUAAAUGAAAGCACUGCAAGACAACCUUAUUUAUCAGAGCACACCCCAUAAUGGAGCGCAUGUUGAAUGAGUUUCUUCGAGAUGCAGUAUUUGUGUAUUAAUGUGCGUGUUUGUACCUGUGAAGUGUGCCUUUCUGCUGAAAGAGAUUACUGAUACACUGUUUAAUUGAAGGAGAUGUCAGUCUUAUUGGAUCCUGCCUUUCUGUGCUUUUGUGUGUAGUUACUGUAUGUGACUUACUUUUGAGGGGAUGUGUCUGUACAUAAUGUAAAUACAUUUGUUUCUUUUGGAGAAAUAAAUUCACACUUUGUUUGUA
Messenger RNA from Maylandia zebra (zebra mbuna), 2886 nucleotides. It is a transcript of the gene lipg, whose product is annotated as lipase, endothelial. Gene Ontology annotation, biological process: lipid catabolic process. Gene Ontology annotation, molecular function: lipoprotein lipase activity; protein binding. Lineage: Eukaryota; Metazoa; Chordata; Actinopteri; Cichliformes; Cichlidae. The record is from RefSeq and is a predicted model, not a curated record.